Messenger RNA from Cajanus cajan (pigeon pea), 1179 nucleotides. Lineage: Eukaryota; Viridiplantae; Streptophyta; Magnoliopsida; Fabales; Fabaceae. The record is from RefSeq and is a predicted model, not a curated record.
AUGGUGAAGGGCCUUUUAGGCCCCAUAGACAUAAACAUGAGGAAGAACCAUCACGACUCAAAAGCCAACAUUCACACACUCACUAUUCCACAAGUGAAGGAUUUCGUAGCAGCUGAAGUGCGUAUUGAUAAGGCGCUGGUAUGGAUUCGGUUCCCUAGUCUGGGCAUGGAAUACUAUGACGAGAGUGUCUUGCUUGCGUUGGCGACUGCUGUUGGAAGGCCAGUGAAGGUUGAUUUCAUGACUAUGAAUGCGACACGGGGCAAGUUCGCGAGGGUCUGCGUGGAGAUUGAUUUAAAUGAGCCAGUGGUGGGGAAGGUUUGGUUUAGAAAUGUCUGGUUCAAAAUUGAGUAUGAGGGUCUCCAUCUACUGUGUGCGAAGUGUGGUCGUUACGGGCAUGUGGCUCGCCAAUGUGCUGUUCAAGGUUUGGAUGGUGUAGAGACAGAGGGAGAGGUUCCUCGGGAGGCUCCGCCGGCAACUGACGUACAUUCACAUACUCAAACAGUGGAUUUCGAUGCUGAUGGGGUCCACGGGGAUUGGAUGGUGGUUACGAAAUUCAAACGGGGAGACAAAUCUAAAGGCGUUACAGGUGGCGAGAAUAAAUGGGGAUAUAAAGGAGGGGAUUCUCAAUUUAAGUUUAAAAAUAAUCCGUUCCAAGUAUUACGGAGAGAAAAGGAUACGAAUCAGGGGCCAAUGAAUGCUGAUUAUUUGAAUACAACAAUAUUUUCAGGUACCGAGAAUCAGGGAUCCACUCCUGAGCGGCACUUUGUGGAUCAUACCUCGAAAGUGUGGACAAAGAGUAAGGGUAAACGUUCGAGACAUGAGCCAGCGGAGUCAACGGAGGAGGGGUCGUCGUCGCAAACAAUGGCUAUGAAGAAAACUGUGAACUGUUUGAAGAAUCAAACGGUGUCUAUUCCCUUGACUAGUGCUCAUGCACACGUAAAAACUGGUAUGAAACCACUACAUACACACAUGCAACCACCAUACAGCUCGUAUGUACAAAGUUUUGGAGAUCCACCGCAACCUCAUAUUAUUCCGCAACAUGCACCGAGACCCCCUGAUGACGCUUUGCCAGCUGAUGGGGUUACAGUAGGUGAUGGAGUGGAUCACAAUUCUGACGGAGUUGCUUUGGAGGAAGAUAUGGACGUUGGAGAAGAUGUUGCGCCUCACCCUCAGAAGUAG